Molecule: messenger RNA, 2799 nt
Organism: Heterostelium album PN500
Lineage: Eukaryota; Evosea; Eumycetozoa; Acytosteliales; Acytosteliaceae
Gene: gxcN
Product: pleckstrin domain-containing protein
Exons: 9
Coding region: 1-2799 (932 amino acids)
Molecular function (GO): guanyl-nucleotide exchange factor activity
Source: RefSeq, a predicted model, not a curated record
AUGAAUGAAUUAGAUAUACAUGAUUAUAUAGUAACUCUUUAUAUCUCUUCAAUGUAUAGUUCAUUCACCACACACAGAGCAGAGAUUAUUAAAAUGAAGGAUGAUAAAGAUGAUAUUAGUAGUGGAAAUAGUACAGAUGACAGUAUAUCAGAUAGUUGUAGCCUAAUUUUAGAGGAGGAUGUGGGAGAUACCUCUCAUAUGACUCCAGAAGAAAUUAUAUUAAAGAAAGAAAGAAUUAGACAACAGGCAGUUAAUGAAAUUGUUAAAACUGAAACCAGUUAUAUAAGAGAUUUAAAAUUAAUUGUUAAAUUAUUUAUUGAACCAAUACGAGGUAAAAUUACAUCAAAUGAAUUCAAUGAUGUUUUUGGAUGUGUUGAAGGAAUUCUAACAAUUCACAGAGAUUUAAUUGGUGAUUUUGAAGGAAUACCAACGAAACAACCUUAUCUACAAAAUAUUGGAGAAGUUUUAUUUAGAUUGUUUAGUAACGAUGAGUUUACCAAACUUUAUGUAUCAUUUUGUAAAAAUCAAACCAACUGUAAUAAUACCUUUGAGAAACUAAAGAAUAAUUCCAAGGCAUUUGCAAAUGCCAUCGAAAAAGCAAAUGAGAGUCAUCUAAGUCGUGGUUUAUCAUUUUCAAUGCUAAUCAUUAAACCAAUUCAAAGAAUCACCAAAUAUCCACUACUAUUGAAAUCACUAGUCGAAAACACACCUCAUGAUUAUUAUGAUGUUAGAUAUAUACAUAAUGCAUAUUCUAAAAUUAAUUUUGUAUUAGACGAAGUCAAUACACAAAAGAGAAUAUUAGAUGAAAUAUUAUAUGAUAAGAAUAGAUUAAAGGAUAUAGAAAACAGUCUUUGUUUCGAAGAUGUAAAGUGGACGGAAUCGAGGAAUCGAAAAGUUGUAAAGGAAGGACUUUCUUCAAAGGGUUUGGAGAAAGAAUAUUUACGUUGUAUAUUAUUUAAUGAUGUUUUAAUUUUGGCAAAGAAUAAAAAGAAGAUGGCAAAUGUAAAGACUAUUAUAACACUGAAUAGAGUUAUCGUUAGAAAUGUAAUGGAGGAACAAUACGGUGCUACUCGUGGCUUUGAAAUGCUGCUACUCGAUAAGAAGGACAAGAUACUAAAGUUCUAUUACAACAAUGAAAAUGAAAAGAAUGAGUGGUUCGAGCAGAUCUAUCUCUAUACCAAUAGAAUAGCCGAUCCAGCUGUGAUAACAGAGGUUGCUGCCGGUUCACUUAAGGGUGUCAAAGGUCUGAGUUCUGUCGGUGGCUAUCCUUUCAACCAAUCGAGUGGUAGUCUAAGAGAGCAACCGAGACGUCCACCUCCUCCAAGUGUACACGACAUUUUCAGACGAUCUUCAGGUAGCGACAGCGCAGUGCCAAUCUCAGUCGACGAGAACAACAACUUUAUGUCGCCACCUCAAAUGUUGUCACCGCCAAGUCUCAACGGAUCGUCUUCCAGUACAAUAAGCAACGGUUCUCAAUGUUCCUCGGGAUCACCUACACCCGUUAGCUCCACCAAUUCAACUCCAACCAUCACCCCAUCGCAAUCUUCAACCUCUGUAUCUUCAGCGACCCGCUCCAAUUCCACAAGUAACUUCUCACGCGCUUAUUCCGUUCCAUCGUUUACCAGUACCAAUGAGGAAAUGAAACCCAAUCCAAAGAAGAUGCCACCAACUAUCUCCUCUAUCACAUUGACAUCGAUCGAUGUUGUAGAGAAGGAACUGUCACCAAACAACGUACCCUCGGGAAGCGAGAGAUAUCGUCCGCCAGUACCGCCACGCGCACCCACACCAACCACACCCAACUCUGGAACACAGUCACCGGUGCCACCACAAAUGAUGGAACAAUACGACAAUCUCGACAGUGCUUUUGAACUGAACUCCAAAGGUAAAAUGGCACCGCCACCACCACCUCUACCCUCAAGAAUUACUCUACAACCACCUCCAUUCCUUCCCACUCCACCGCCACUCUGUCAAUCGACUCCACCAUCCGCCUUCUCCACCUCCUACACCUCACUGGCCGAAAUUUCACUCCUUCCAAUUCCACCUCCACCCUCUAUCAGCUCUGGACCGUCUCCUCGUGCAUCGCCAAGAUCUCCAAGAUCUCCAAGAUCAAUACCAAAUAUUUACAGCAACAAUACAACAAAUAUUAGUAAUAACAGACUACCAAGCUAUCCUCCACCACCACUCCCAACAACGGCAAGCUCUGGACAAUUUCCUCCAUCUUAUCCACCACCACCACCAAUGAACACCAACAACAAUUUCAAACCCAAAGCAAUGAUGCCAACCUCAACCUCGAACUCUGUAUUUAAGAAACCAGCACCACCAAUCAAUCAUCCCAUUCACAGUAAUUCAAUGGAAUCACUAACCAGUAUUAACAGUCUAAGCACUAGUUCAAUGUCUGCAUUCCAAAGACCUAAAUCAACUAAUAACCAUUCGGCGGUGCCACCAACCACCACCACCACCACCACACCAAUCAAGAAUAUGACUCCACCAAUCAUGCCAGCACCACCUCCGAUUCAAGCAACACCACUACCAUCGAUUUACAAUAAAUUCACCAAUAUCAAUAACCAACAACAAAACAACAACAACAACAACAAUAACACAUCCAACAACUUCAACAAAAAUACAGUUCAACAACAACUACAACAACAACAACAACAACAACAACUUUCAAACAAUGGCAUGGGUAAUGGUAGAUUACCACCACCACCUCCAAAAUCAACACCGAUUCCAAGCAACAAACCACCUGCAUCACCUGGUUCUUUCAAACUACCACCUCCACCCAAAAUUCAUUCAUCUUAA